Colletotrichum truncatum is the source of this 1389-nucleotide messenger RNA. Lineage: Eukaryota; Fungi; Ascomycota; Sordariomycetes; Glomerellales; Glomerellaceae. The record is from RefSeq and is a predicted model, not a curated record.
AUGAAGGGCAUCGAAAUCUCACAUUCCGGGCUCCGCCCCAGUGAAUGUGACAAGGAAUACAACACCGCCAACCCCCGUCCAUCCCCUUCCGCGUCCACAAUGUUCUAUUCCUCGGACGAAGAUGUAGAACGAAGCGGAACUAUCAAGGACAUCUCCGCAUGCGAUGUCAAGAUGGUAAACGAUAUUGACGGCCCCCCUCCGGAUGGAGGCUGGCAGGCGUGGAUACAAGCCAUGGCGGCUCACCUUGUCGUCAUGAAUACUUGGGGCACCAUCAACUCCUUCGGCAUAUUCCAGACUUUCUACCGAAGCUACCUCUCCCGGCCCGCGUCCGACAUAAGCUGGAUUGGUUCCAUGCAAGUCUUCUUCCUCUUUGUCGUGGGCGUUCUCACCGGCCGCCUCACGGACGCCGGCUACUUUCGUGUCGUCUUGGCCAGUGGGUCCACGAUGGUGGUGGUUGGAAGUCUAAUGGCUUCCUUCGCAACAGAGUACUGGCAGCUCUUCCUCUCUCAGGGAGUUUGCAUUGGUCUUGGCAUGGGAGGACUGUUCUGCCCUGCCAUGGCUGUUUUGUCAACGUACUUCAAGCGGCGACGCAACUUGGCCAUUGGGAUCGCCAUCAGCGGCUCAGCUACCGGAGGCAUGGUUUUCCCCGUCAUGGCGCGCCAGCUCCUACCCCAGAUUGGGUUCGGUUGGACUAUGCGUGUGAUGGCGCUGGUCCAGCUCCUCACAUUGGCCGUCGCCAACGUCUUUAUGAGGGCGAGGGUAAGACCGAGACGAGCAGGCUCGCUUAUUGAGCUCUCUGCAUUCAAAGAACGGCCAUAUUUGCUCUUCACUAUUGGCAUGUUCUUUAACUUUUGGGGUGUCUACUUCGCCUUUUACUACAUCGGCCCGUUCAGUCGCGACAUCUUGUCCUUUUCCUACGAUAGUUCGAUCGAUAUACUCAUGAUAAUGAAUGGUGUGGGAGCCAUUGGCCGUGUGAUACCCGGAUUUCUCGCGGAUCUGUUCCUUGGCCCCCUCAACGUCGUCACGCCGGCUGCUGCAGUCUGCACUAUCCUUCUAUUUUGCUGGAAUGCAAUUAAAACAGCGCCUGCACUGUACGUCUGGGCUGUCCUAUAUGGAAUAUUCGGCGCUACAGUUCAAGGUCUCUUCCCAGCCGCACUGUCGUCGUUAACAACCGACCUACAGAAAGCGGGGACAAGGAUGGGAAUGGUCUAUUCGAUUAUCAGUUUCGCCAACCUGACAGGCCCUCCAAUCGCUGGCUCUUUGAUCAAGGCCGGCGGAGGACGGUAUACAUUCGCAUUCGUGUUCGGGGGUGUCUGCCUGUUUCUAGGAACUUCGUUCUUGGUUGCUUGCCGCAUUGCCAAAGGAGGACGUGGGCUAGCAAAAGUAUAA